CAAAAGACACGCUGACUGUGUGAGAGAGAAAGAGAGGAAACAACUGCAUACUUGGUGUCGAUAUAUCGCCAUUAAUGUGGGUUCAGUAAUAAAACGUGACCUUUCGCUUUUUCACGGAUUUUCUCUCAGUUAUCCUUCCUAGAUACAGCUAUUAUACUACUACUACCUCUGUGUACUCUACUCUGUACCAUAGCUCUCAAUUUCAUCUUAUCUCCUUUCCAUUCGCCUAUUUGAUUUCUAAUAAUAUCUCUCCAAUUUUAUUUUUUCUGGAUUUUUAUAUCAUUGUAAAAUUUGUGUGUGUGUGUGUUUGUGUGUGUGAGAGAGAGAGAGAUUGGGGUUAUGGAGUUGAGCCAGAUGACGUUGGAGAUUUUCUCCAGGCUGGAGCAGAAAUGGUUGUACCAGUGUGAGGGCAAAAAAACACGUGUUCUCAGCAUCGACGGCGGAGGAACAACCGCCAUUGUUGCCGGAGCAGCUUUGGUUCAUCUAGAGAACCAGAUCCAAGCCAAAACCGGCGAUUCCAACGCUAGGGUCGCCGAUUUCUUCGAUAUUGUUGUCGGUACUGGAAUCGGCGCUCUCCUCGCCGCGAUGCUUGUCGCCGACGACGGCUCCGGCCGCCCUCUCUUCUCCGCCAGAGACGCCGUUAACUUCAUAUCGGAAAAUCAGAAGGAGCUGUUCAAAGCCACACGCUCCGGCGUUUUCCCCCGGCGGUCGAGAUUUUCCGGCAAGAGCAUGGACGCAGUGCUGAGGAGAGCGUUCCGGGGAAACGGCGGCAAGGAUCUAACCCUGAAGGACACGUGUAAGCCUCUCCUGGUGCCCUGCUUCGACUUGACCAGCUCGGCCCCGUUUGUUUUCUCCCGAGCCGACGCAACUGAGUCGGCGAGCUUCGACUUCGAGCUGUGGAAAGUCAUUCGCGCCACGUCAGCCACGCCGUCGAUGUUCAAGCCGUUUAAGCUAGCCUCCAGCGAUGGGAAGACCUCCUGCUUGGCGGUGGACGGCGGACUUGUGAUGAACAACCCAACCGCCGCCGCCGUCACUCACGUUCUCCACAACAAGCGCGAUUUUCCGUCGGUAACCGGUGUUGAUGAUCUGCUGGUGCUCUCAAUCGGUAACGGGCCGUUGAGCAGUCCGUCGGGGAUGAAGCUUGGCCGGAGCGGCCACUGCUCGACGGCGUCGGUGGUCGGAAUUGUUCUGGACGGCGUCUCCGAAACCGUCGAUCAAAUGCUGGGCAACGCCUUUUGCUGGAACCCUAACGAUUACGUCAGGAUUCAGGGCGACAGUGCAGCGGAAAGAGCGGAGGAGGUUUUGGCGGAGAGAGGGGUGGAGUCGUUGCCGUUUGGCGGGAAGCGGUUGCUGACGGAGACUAACGGACAGAGGAUCGGAGGGUUUGUGCAACGUCUUGUCGUAACGGGGAGGAGUAGCAGCCUACCACCGAGUCCGUGCAAGGAAACAGCCGUUAGUCCACUUGUUAACGGCCGUUAGCUCUUUUUAUUCUUUUUCUUUUCCCAUGUUUAUUUAGUUUUUAAUUAGUCCCAUGUCAGCUUACUUUAAUUUAACUGUCCUUAAUUUAUUAUCAACUUUAACCAGUAGCCAAUAUAUUUAAUUAAAUAAUAAAUGCUGGUGCAAGUGACGAUUUAACA
Molecule: messenger RNA, 1637 nt
Organism: Erythranthe guttata (spotted monkey flower)
Lineage: Eukaryota; Viridiplantae; Streptophyta; Magnoliopsida; Lamiales; Phrymaceae
Product: putative inactive patatin-like protein 9
Biological process (GO): lipid metabolic process
Source: RefSeq, a predicted model, not a curated record